Messenger RNA from Trichomonas vaginalis G3, 2784 nucleotides. RefSeq names its product galactose oxidase, central domain-containing protein. Gene Ontology annotation, molecular function: protein binding. The record is from RefSeq and is a predicted model, not a curated record. The transcript has a single exon. Lineage: Eukaryota; Parabasalia; Trichomonadida; Trichomonadidae. The coding region runs from base 1 to 2784 and encodes 927 amino acids.
AUGGAAAUCCCUUCUAAAUUUGUUAAACAGUAUGACAUCAGUCUAUCAACUAGAUUCUAUCAAAUUGCAGGAUACUGCGUUUCUAAUCGAGGAAAAUUGCAUAUUUUCGGUGGCUACGAUUUUUUUGGCUAUAUAACUCAAAUUCAUGACAGAAAACAAUUAGAGCAAUUAGAAGGACGCUACUUAUGUUUCGAAAUUGUCCAAGGUAAGCCAAAAACUAAAGUUGAUACAGUUCCAUCAAGUAGAUUUAUCGGAUCAUCAUGCGCAUACAUACCAGAAUUCGAAACAGGAGUCUUAUUUAGUGGCUUUUGUGAAGAUUUUUCACAGGAUUCAUCUCAAGAUUCUUUUCAAUACGCAGAAAAUACCGGAUAUUACGGAAAAUAUUUAAUUAAUUACAAAUUUAACGGAAAGCUAUGCAAAGAUAACAUCGAGAAAUACUGCAUGGAUGCUUAUAAGCCAGCUUCUCGUGCUUUCCAUGCUGUUGCUUGGGAUUCUGACAGAUGCUGCUUAUGGGUCUAUUCAGGUACUAGAAAUAUCAGUUCCAACAAGUCAGAAUGCAUGCCAGAGCUCUGGAAAUGGUGCGCAAUUACGAAUAAGUGGACUUUAAUACCAACAGACAGUCCGAAGUCCAGAUACGGCCAUGCAAUGGUCUACUACAAAGACAGACUCUACAUUUUCGGUGGUUCCGUUAACAGAACUACUCCAUGUAAAAAAGUAGUUGAUAUUAUCGAUUUUUCAAAGAACAGAAUACCGAAAUGGGAGAGAAUAAACUUAGAGAAAUCUCAUAUGCCAUACGGUGCCACCAUGAACGUGGUCAAUAUCGAUGGAGUUGGAACAAGAAUCAUAAUUUCAGGCGGACAACUUGAAGAUAUGAGCGAAUCAUUGACGAAUAACCAGAAUAUAUCUAUUGCUGAUGAUGAAACAGAGUUUAAAGAUCUAGAAAUUACAAUUUUGAAUCCAGAAGAUAAUAAAUCAACAAAAGCAAUCAUUAAAGGCGUCAAUAAUGUUGCAUAUCAUUCAUCAGCAGUCAUGAAUGGCAAAUUAUACCUUAAUUUCGGUUUUAAUCAAGCAAAAAGUGGAGCCAUUUCAUAUUCUCCAAAAAUUAUAGAAAUUGACAUAUCAGGAGCGAUCUUAUCUAUGUUUAAUCCAGAAAUAAAUAGACUUGAACCUUACUUCAGCCCCGAAAAACCUUACAAUGAAGAAAUCAAACCAGUUGUUCAAUUAACUUCAUUGAAGACACAGAUCAGCCAAUUCUGGCGCAGUAUGAAGCAGACACCGUUAGUAGACAUAUUUUUCCAACACCAAACGAAUCCUUCUCCGAUUUCAGAUUUUAUUGUUUUUACAGGCGAAGUUAUGCAGAAUCCGAGGAACUCAUUAAUCAAAUUCUCAGCCGUAUACAUCAUGAAACAAGUUAUGACCCGAAGAAUUGGAAAAUUCAUGAACAAAUUGUAUGAUUUGUCAUUAAACCACAUUUACGACUUCGCCUUGUACUCCUAUACAGGUACAAUCAUUCCAGAGCGAUCCAUCUACACGAACUUCCAAGAUUUCAAACUUUUCUUCGAACUUUGUCUUGAAUUUAAGUAUUACAGGCUAAUUUGGCUCGAAGUCGGCUGCCACAUCUCUGAUCUGAAGCCAUCCCAGAUUAUCGAGAUCUGCGCCACCAGAGAUCCGAACACCCACAAAGCGGCCAUGGAAAAUCCACAACUUUACAUUUUAUUUUACAUUUUCAAUGAAACUUUACGUGUUAAUUUUGACGCCAUGACAACAGCAGAACUAGAAUCUAUUCAGAAUCUUCCUCUUGUUGCGGAAUACAUGACAGACUUCAUUGGAAUGUCUCCAAACGUGAAACCAGUCGAAUUCAAAUUUAUUAUCCCAGAAACGAACGCAUUGAGAGAUCUUAGCGACCUAUUUCCAGACACAAUCAUGCAGAUCAACGGAACUCUCGCUGCUUACUUGGGAGAUUCGAUCAUGCUUGGUGAUACAAACAUAACUGACGAGUUUUCUACAUCUGUCAUUGAUUCCGUCAUCAAAUGCGACAUGAAGAUGAUAAUAGACAGAUCAAACGAUGAAGAAACAAUUAAGAAAAUCAUCCAAUCAAUCCAAUUGAUUAAUUUACUUAAAAAAGUGACAGUUCACUUCAUUUCCAGUUAUUAUUCACCGCACAUGUCCACUAUUCGGAGAUUAGUAUUAAAGAGCGGUAAGAUACAUUCCGCCAUUAUAGAAAUGAUUCCCAAAAUCAAACACGAGCUGUUAUUUGCUUUUUUAGUUCAUGUUUUAGGAAUUGGCGGCGAAUUUGAGUUUUUCACGAAAGACUUGGUGUCUAUUAUCUGCAGAUCGAGUUCGUUGAGGAGAUUAGUUGCAGGAAAUAGAUACGCAGUGAACACAACAGCGAAAAUGAUGUAUCCAAUCCUCGCUUUGAUGUACAUGGGAGAAGAUAACUGUAAAAUAGAGAAUCUUCCGAAAUUUGUCAAUAAAGAUGAUCUUGGAGGAGCUAUUUUGGACGCAGCAAGUCAGAAACCAUGUAUUGUGCCUAGUUUCGUUUUGGAGAAGGCGAAACCUUUAGUUUUGAACUAUUUGAAACAAAACAAAGGUGAUCAUUCUUCUUCUUUCAUUGUUAAACACUUUUGCGGCGCUGUUCAGAUUGGAGUUCUUGAGGACAUGAUUGCAAACCAUCCAACAAACGAAUGGGUAUCGCGUCUGGAACAGGAGAAAAGAAGAGAAAUGGAUGGAAAGGAAUUAAAGGCACUUUUCAUUCAUACUUUCUCUUCAAAAUACUCUAAAUAA